Molecule: messenger RNA, 546 nt
Organism: Aspergillus alliaceus
Lineage: Eukaryota; Fungi; Ascomycota; Eurotiomycetes; Eurotiales; Aspergillaceae
Product: cell wall mannoprotein 1 family protein
Exons: 2
Coding region: 1-546 (181 amino acids)
Cellular component (GO): extracellular region
Source: RefSeq, a predicted model, not a curated record
AUGCACCUCCCUAUUCUUACCGCCCUCCUCAUCCUCCUACCCCUAACAACCUCCAACCCAAUCCCCCUCGAUCUAAGCCCCCUAACCACAGAUGCAACCCCCAUCCUAAACGACCUCACAAAGCUAACCACCGACCUCUCAACCCUCACAACCGCCAUAAAAUCCUACACCGGCGGCCUCAUCCCCGCGCUCGAUAUCCAGCGCAAGGAAAUGAUCGUAGAAAGAGAUCUAGAGCAGGCGACUAGCGACACAGAGGCCGCGACGCCGUUCACGGUUGAUGAGAGUGCGGCUGCGACGAGGGCUUUGUUGGGCCUUGAGCCGGAUGUUAGGGAGGCGCUUGGGGGGCUUAUUUCUAAGAAACCACUCGUGAAUCAAGCUGGAGUCGGGGCGGUUGUGAGGAUGGAUCUGGUGAAUUUGAAAAGCAAGACGGGUCUGCUUUCGUCGGCACUGCAGGGGAAGGCGACGGAGAUGGAUCGGACAACGCUCGCUUCUAAGACGACGGAGUUGAUUGCUGGUUUUGACGAUGCUAUUCGGGCGUAUUCUUGA